UAGCAAAUAUCCCCCAAACAAAAAGUAUAUAUAUAUUUUUUUGACGAAAAUACCUUUUUUUCAUAUGACUAAUCAUUUUGGAUCCUAAUAAAAGAAAACAUCUACACUGGUACAAUGCAUGACUGCUCACUUCAAAACACUGGACCGCUAGUUCAAAACGCCGGACGAUGAUAAGUAAUUGGUCCGAGAGGAUGUUCAGCCACAUUGGGACUGAGACACGGCCCAGACUCUUAUGGGAGGCAGCAGUGGGGAAUUUUUCGCAGUGGGCGAAAGCCUGACGGAGUAAUGCCGCAUGGAGAUAGAAGGCCCACGGGUCUUGAACUUCUAUUCUCGGAGAAGAAGCAAUGACGGUAUCCAAGGAAUAAGCAUCGGCUAACUCUGUGCCAACAGCCACGGUGUUCAUUUCGGAAGUGGUUAAAUGGAAGUACCAGUGGGCUUCCUUUCUACCCUAUGGAGCUUCCUCUCAUUUUUGCCCUUCUUCUUUUUACUCUUACUCCUCGGCCUCAUUAAAGCUGCUAUUUUUGGACCCCUGGUGGUGAUUGUCAUUCUUCUUGGAAAUUCAGCAGUUAUAUUGGGCCUAUGGCCAGCACAUUGCAUAUGGACAUAUUACUCCAUUAUAAGAACUAAGAGGUUUGGUUUGACUCUGAAGAUUUUUAUUCUGCUCUCUCUACUGGUACCUUUGGUUUUGUGGCCAAUAUUUGGGAUUAUUGGAAGUCUUCUUGUGGGAAUAGGCUAUGGAAUAUUUGCUCCUCUCUCGGCAACUUUUGAGGCCAUAGGGGAAGAGAAAUUCAGUGAAAAGCUCUAUCAUUGCUUUGUGGACGGUUGCUGGAGUUCAAUAGAAGGAAGUUUCACUGUGGUGCGAGACUUCACUGAUUUUUGCUUCCACUCUUACUUCUCAUACAUGGAUGAACUACGCGAAAAGAUGCACGAUGAUGAACAGCCCACGGAUAUCAAGCUAUUGGAGUUGCCAAGUUGUUUGCUGGUUAGCCUUCUAUCUGUCGUCGUUGAUGUUCCGAUGAUAACACUCGUGGCACUGUCGAAAAGCCCAUACAUGCUCUUUAAGGGAUGGAAAAGACUAUUAGAAGAUUUGAUUGGAAGGGAAGGGCCUUUCUUGGAGACAGUUUGUGUACCUUUUGCUGGUCUUGCCAUUAUUCUGUGGCCAUUGGCAGUUACAUUAGCAGUAGUCAGUGCGUUUCUUUCGAGCUUCUUUCUAGGCCUCUAUGGUGGAGUUAUUGUCCAUCAGGAAAGCUCACUACAAUUGGGACUGGCAUAUAUUGUAGCAAUUGUCGCCGUCUUUGAUGAGUAUACCAAUGAUUUAUUGUUCUUGAGGGAAGGGUCCUGCCUCCCAAGGCCCAAGUAUCGUAAACAUACAAACCCUUCUUCUGGGCCACUAGAAAGAAAUACUUCUAUUGAGAUGCAAAUGAAUGAACUCAAGAAUGGUAAAGUUGGACCUGGUAAAAAAUUGGUUUCAGAACGAUCAAGAACGCUGAAGAAGGUUAUCCAAGAGCUUAGGCCUAUGCAAGUAUGGGACUGGCUCUUUGAGUCUGGUGGGCUUAAUGGGGGGAUGCUUCUCCAAGAAGGCUUGAUUACUGUUGAAGACAUUGAGGAAUGCGUUCGGGGUGGGAGCUGUAGAAAAUUGAGCAUCAGAUUGCCAGCUUAUUGCAUACUACAAUGUCUUGUUCGAUCGGCGAAAUCUGAUUCAUACGGCUUACUUCUCAAUGAUGAAGUAGAGUUGACAAGCUACAACUCACCAAAGGACAAAGUUUAUGAAUGGUUUCUUGGUCCAUUGCUGGUCAUGAAGGAGCAAAUCAAAGGACUCCAGCUAAAUGAGAAUGAAAUAGCCUGCCUGAAUAAGCUGAUUAUAAGUUACAAAAAUGAGAGGGUUGAAGAUUGGGAAAACUCUGGUUUCCCUUCUGAGGACAAGGUCAGGAUAGCUCAAUUGCAAGCCCUACUUAGAAGACUGCAGGGAAUUGUAGCCUCAAUGUCAAGAAUUCCCACAUUCCGGCGUAGGUUUCAGAACUUGGUGAAAGCACUCUAUCAAGAAGCAACAACAAAUAGAGAAAAUAAUUCAACAGAUAACGGUUCCAUGUCGUCAAACCGUGGAGCCAUGCGCGGCAAGCGCAAGAUGAAUGGAUCCUAUGAAAAGACCAGAGGAAACCAGGCAUUGGAAAACAAGGUGAAUAGGAAUUCUGUAGAGUUAGAUUCUAUUGUGUGACUCCGUGGAAGUAUUGUAAAUGUGAAAUAUGUAGAUAAUUUUCACCAUCUGUCAUACCAGCAUGGAAAGUGAAUUUUCCAUAAUUCAGUAUUGUAAAAAUGAAACUGCGAAAAUAUGUUGUAAAACAAAUCUUAUUUUUUCUACCAAAACUUGUAACCUCACUACACCCACUUGUAAAUGUCGCGGAUGCUUGAGCUACUUGU
Amborella trichopoda is the source of this 2418-nucleotide messenger RNA. Its product is annotated as putative membrane protein At3g27390. Lineage: Eukaryota; Viridiplantae; Streptophyta; Magnoliopsida; Amborellales; Amborellaceae. Gene Ontology annotation, biological process: vegetative to reproductive phase transition of meristem. The record is from RefSeq and is a predicted model, not a curated record.